GAGUUUUCUAGUUGUUCUGCUGACGAAGUGACAUCAGUUUGUGACAUCACGCAAAUUGAUGUCACAAAUUGAUGUCACAAAGGGCCAGGGUGUGUCACAAAGCUGCACUCCUGAAUUCUAGUCAUAACCGCAGCAGAAGAGAGAGAGAGAGGACGUGAAACGAUUGACUCCAAGAGAAAGAUUUUCAGCGCCAUAAAGAUUCAUCGUCAGAGUAUCAACAAUGAGUAACAGCAACACAGCAUCCUUUUCCGAUUCAGAGGAUGAGACAACUGUAUGGACCUUGGCAAGAGAGACACAGGAUAUUGAUGAAAUAUUGGAACAAGUAAACACAAUGACCAUUGAAAGACAGUCGCUAAUCAGAACAAUCGAGGAACUGAAAAUUAAAGUUACAGAAACGGAAAAGGCUUCACAAGAAAAAGAUGAGCAAUUAAAAAAACUGUUUGAUGAAAACAAACAUUUAAAAGAACGUAAUACCACCCUGGAAGAAGAAAAAAGUGCCCUAGAGCAGAAAAACACCAACCUGGAGAAUGAAAACAUCCUUUUUAAAGAGAUAAAUACCUUCUUGGAGGAGGAAAACCUGUCCUUCGAGCAGACAAGUGAGGGACUGCAAAGAGAAAAGACUGCCUUGGAACAGAGAACGUCCAGAUUAGAAAAUGAAAACACAGCACAGAGAGAAAGAAUAUCCGAAUUAGAACACGAAGUCAGAGAUAGGAUAGAAACAAUAUACACAAUGGAAAAUCAAAACAUGGCUCUGAGGGAGAGAAUUUCUGAAGCAGUGAGGGUAAAUGGCCUCCUGCAGCACAGGAUAGAUGUUUUGGAACCGGAUAAUGUUACUCUUGACCGCGAGAACAGAGAUCUUCAUUACAUUCUAAAUUUGAGAAGACGGGAACGGGAGGGAGAAAGAAACACCUGGAUGGUAACGGUCAGUGCUCUGGAGGUGACAUGCAUUGAGCUGGGGCAGAAAAACAUUAACCUGGAGGAGGAAAAGACCGCUCUAGAAAAGAAAAACACAGCUCUGGAACUUGUAAACAAGGUCUUUGAGAAAGUAAAUAGUAACCUGCAGCUUGAAAUGGAACAGCUGAACAAAAGGUUGAGGGACAAAGUGGAACAACAGAACCAGCUGACUAUAGUCACUGCCCUGGAGAAGGAAAAGACUGCCCUGCAGGAGGAAAAGACCGCCCUGCAGGAGGAAAAGACCGCCCUGCAGGAGGAAAAGACUGCCCUGCAGGAGGAAAAGACCGCCCUGCAGGAGGAAAAGACUGCCCUGGAGCAAAAAAGUGCUGCCCUGAAGCAGAGGAUAACCAACUUGGACCAUGAAAACAAGAGUUUGGAGCUGAAAAAGGCCUUCCUGGAGCAGGAGAACAGCUCUCUGGAGCUGAAAAGCAUCUCUCUGGAGGUUAUAAAUACUGUGUUUGAGCAGGUAAACACCAACCUGCAGGUUGAAAUGGAACAGCUGAGCGAAAGGUUGAGGGACAGAGAGGAACAGCAGAACCAGCAGCCAUCUGGAGAGGAAACACACAGCCAGUCGGACUCAGACCAGCCCCAGAAUCAGCCAAAUGUUUUCAGAAGUGUGAUUGGAGGCGUCUCCAACAUACUUCUGAAAAUGCACCAAACAGGAACUCUGAGGACUGCCUCCCUCCAGGACUGCCUCCAGGACUGACUGCCUCCAG
Gambusia affinis (western mosquitofish) is the source of this 1670-nucleotide messenger RNA. RefSeq names its product girdin-like. The record is from RefSeq and is a predicted model, not a curated record. NCBI's taxonomy places the organism in Eukaryota, Metazoa, Chordata, Actinopteri, Cyprinodontiformes, Poeciliidae. The transcript is spliced from 2 exons. The coding region runs from base 221 to 1660 and encodes 479 amino acids.